AAUUGAAACAAUAAAUUGACGUUACGUCAUUCAAUAAAAAUGCCAGUUCAAAUUCAAGUAUAAGUGCACAGUUUUUGGAUAGAUUAGGAAAAUGAGCAGCCUCCGAAGCGCGAGUAGCCACACUUAUUAUUCCAACACGCGAUCUCAUCACAGCAAUGAUCAGGAACAUCAGUCCGUUCCACCCCUUCAAGUUAUUCUCGAGGAAAAGAAUCGUGUUAUUGACAAGCUCAAAAAACAAGUCCACAAUCAAAGAAUCCAGCUCGAGUUUUACAUCAAGAAGGAAAUGAACAGUCCACUUAUGGUAGAAUUUGCCAAAACGUGCUUACCUGAACUCACCGACGAUAAUAUGACCGUAGCUUUAGCUAUGAACAAAUUUUACAGAGAAUUAGGAAUGAAAAGCCGGAUAAUGGAGCUUUAUGACCGCGUCUGUAACAUUGCUGGCCGAACCAAUUGUAUUAUUCAGACUCAGGAAGUUAUUCUCAGUGAAAUCAUCUCAAACAUGAAGCAAUACAUGAGUCCUGCUGAAAUAAAAAAAUUCUUGGGGAACUUUGACAUCAACACAAACUAUAUCGAAAUAUUUAACAGUCUACUGGACACGACGAUAAGUUUAAAGAGUUCAAUGAACAGUUUUAGAAAAUGCUGUGAUCGCUUGAUCAACGCCGAAGAGAAACGAAACGAAAUUGUGGAGCAGGUUUAUUCUCUACCCCAAGAUGAACGCACUAUCUGCAACUACUUGGUCAACGUACAGAUGGAAAAAUGCGAAUUGGAAAACUUAGUUAAGCAACUCUCCAAAAAACGGAAAAUACUAGACCCCACCGUCGAUGAAAUCGACAUAAUCGAAAACAAUCUCAAGCUCCUUCAUGACAAUUUCGACAAUUUACAAGAGCAAGACGAAACUGAUUAUUGUGUCACAAAAAUGUUGGAGAAGGUUUACUCUCAAGCCAUGUCCCUUUUGUCACUCUCCCGUGAGCAGCGCGAGAAAUACAACAAAGAAGUGGAUCAACUCAAGGAGGAAAAUGAAAAACUGCGGGAAAUUAUCCAACACAUUGACAACAGAAGCUCAAGUGGAAAAUGCGUAACAGCCGAUUUGAACGACAUCGAAAAGCUACACAACGUCAUCAAGAAAACUAUAAGUGAGGCUCGCAAGUUCGAAAAGACGAAAACGGAAGAGCUGAAACAAAAGUCGCUAGAGUGCGAGAAUUUGAAAAAGAAAUUGAGCGAAGUGGUGUUGCAGAAGAGGCAGCUGCAGACUCUUCUGGAUUCGGAGAGCACAGAAGAGAAUGAGUUCAUACUGGAGCAUGAAAGUCCUAAUAGCAGCCUUUCCUAUAAAGCACAAGUGGAAAAUCUCCAAACGAUUUGUAGUGCGUACAGUGCGUAACGUGAAAAAUUAGUGUUUGUUAAAUAAAAUCGUCACGAAUCAUCAUUUAUUUCAAUUUUGUUAACACAGAACAAUAA
This is a messenger RNA of Tribolium madens (black flour beetle), 1455 nucleotides long. Its product is annotated as thyroid receptor-interacting protein 11-like. NCBI's taxonomy places the organism in Eukaryota, Metazoa, Arthropoda, Insecta, Coleoptera, Tenebrionidae. The record is from RefSeq and is a predicted model, not a curated record. The transcript is spliced from 6 exons. Bases 92 to 1378 code for a protein of 428 amino acids.